AAUCUGUGUGGUUUUAACCGUUGGCCGCUUGCUGCCAUAGCUCGCGGUGUAUGAGGAACUUAACGUGUGUGUGCUGACUUCUUCCCAUAAAAACGGAAUAAACUAUCACAGAAACAUGGAUUUUGACUCCAUGAAAUAUGCAGAGUUGAGGACCAUCGCUAAGGAGAUCGGCCUGAAAGCGAAUAUGAAGGCCGAUAAACUCCUGAAAUCGAUCAAGCAGCAUUAUGAAAAAGAAAAGAUCAACCAGGAGGAAGAGCAGGGACAAGAGAAAUGUAUUACUGCUGUUCCUGAAGAUGAAACUGUGACACAAGACAGCGUUGAGGAAAAUAAAGACUCUCCUCACAAGGAAGGCGUUUCCAGCCCCACUGUGUUUGUGAACAUGCGUCGAGGCAGAAAAAACGCUCCCAAGAGAAAGAUCUCUGAUACUGCGACAGCGACUGACAGUGAUGCCAAGUUGCCUCCAAGUGCUGCAGAGGGUGACACAUCCAGCACCCCUGGCAAUAAGAGGAGAAGGGUUUCCUCUGACCAAAGUGAAACUAAACCUCCCGAGCAGCACCAGGACAUUAAGGAUGAAGCACCUGUUCAUGGUGAUACAGAAAAAGCACCCAAAGAGGCCAAAGCUGGUAAAAUCCCUCGGCUGAAGAAAAAGCCAGCAUUGAAGACUGUCACCCCCAAUUUCAAAAAACUCCACGAGGCACACUUUAACAAGAUGGAGUCAAUUGACUCUUACCACCAGAGAAAGACCAAGCAGAAGGAGAAUUCAGUUAAAAAACUGAAGAAUCCUUCGGACAAAACUAAACUGCCGCAAGUUGAUGCCAAAACACAAGUGAAGGCAAGCCAGAGUCGCACUUCAAUGUUCAGCCCUGUCCCGGUGAAUAAGAGACCAGCUGAGGACAAACGCAGACACACUGUGGUCUCAGCCAUCAAGGCUCCUCCAAAGAAACCUGCUGGGAAGGCAGAAGCUCCAUUCAGACCGUCUGUCCUUUCCACUCGCAGGGUCAAUGUUCGGUUUUCAGAAGCCACUCAUGACAACGAGUACAAGAAGUCCCUCGUUAAGACGCCGGCACGCAUGUCACCCUGUGUGGCCUCGAGCACCCCACAAACGCAGACUGGUGUUGAAGGAAAGCCCAAAAGUAGCAGGACUUCCAUCUUCUCUGCCACAAAAAUUCCAGGACCAUUCGUUUUCACCGGCAACACAAGUACCUCAACAACACCUGGUACACAGAAGAAGUCUGCAUUUGACCUGAAGGCCAGUCUGUCACGCCCCCUCGCCUACAAGCCCCAUUCAGGUAAACUGAAGCCAUUUGGAGAAACCAAAGAAAACACUGCGCAAAACAAGUCGCUUAUUAUAAACUCUCAUCAGAAGAACUACAAACAGCACCAGGUUCAGACAAGAGGGGAAAGGAGAGUAAAACACAUGGAAGACCGGAAGCAGAAGAAAGAGAGUGUCCUUGGGGCAAGAAGAGGCCUUGUCAUGAUGUAAAAUAUCAUGUUUGAUUGUAGACGUUUGUACAGCCUGUUCUUCCAAUGUAAAUAUUUUGUUGUCUGCCGGCGAUUCUUUCAUUCCUGCAGUCUCUUUUUAGCCUACUGUUAGAAAGCUCACAUUUUCUGCUUCUAUCCAACCUACUCUGCAGUGUUUUUAGAUCUGACUCAUUGUGUAGUUUACAGCAUUGAAUGAUGAUUUUAUGCAUUUUUAUAUGUAGAAAAUGUAUCCGUUUUACUGCAUUUAGCUGGUACUUUUGCUGUUAAAAAUGUGCUUUGUUUUUACUUAUUUGGGAAAGACUGAUAAAAAUACAGAUACAAGAUGCCCUUGUCUACAUUCUCAAUUUUAUAUUAAAAUUGCUCUUGCAGUUUUCCAA
Messenger RNA from Centropristis striata (black sea bass), 1859 nucleotides. It is a transcript of the gene nusap1, whose product is annotated as nucleolar and spindle associated protein 1. Gene Ontology annotation, biological process: establishment of mitotic spindle localization; mitotic chromosome condensation; mitotic cytokinesis. Gene Ontology annotation, cellular component: microtubule; mitotic spindle; nucleolus. The transcript has 12 exons. Bases 116 to 1483 code for a protein of 455 amino acids. The record is from RefSeq and is a predicted model, not a curated record. NCBI's taxonomy places the organism in Eukaryota, Metazoa, Chordata, Actinopteri, Perciformes, Serranidae. Gene Ontology annotation, molecular function: microtubule binding.